Messenger RNA from Dipodomys spectabilis (banner-tailed kangaroo rat), 1723 nucleotides. RefSeq names its product gamma-aminobutyric acid type A receptor subunit delta (gene Gabrd). Gene Ontology annotation, cellular component: membrane; GABA-A receptor complex; synapse. The coding region runs from base 13 to 1362 and encodes 449 amino acids. The record is from RefSeq and is a predicted model, not a curated record. The transcript has 9 exons. Gene Ontology annotation, biological process: nervous system process; signal transduction; regulation of membrane potential. Gene Ontology annotation, molecular function: extracellular ligand-gated monoatomic ion channel activity; GABA-A receptor activity; neurotransmitter receptor activity. Lineage: Eukaryota; Metazoa; Chordata; Mammalia; Rodentia; Heteromyidae.
GCCCGCCCGGCCAUGGACGUGCGGGGCUGCCUGCUGGCCCCGCUUCUGCUGCUGUGCGCGCUGCCGCACCGGGGCGCCAGAGCCAUGAACGACAUUGGGGACUACGUGGCCUCCAACCUGGAGAUAUCCUGGCUCCCCAACCUGGAUGGCCUAAUAGAGGGCUAUGCCCGCAACUUCCGGCCUGGCAUUGGAGGACCCCCUGUGAAUGUGGCACUUGCCCUGGAAGUAGCCAGCAUCGACCACAUCUCAGAGGCGAACAUGGAGUACACCAUGACCGUGUUCCUGCACCAGAGCUGGCGAGAUGGCAGGCUCUCCUACAACCACACCAACGAGACCCUGGGCCUGGACAGCCGCUUUGUGGACAAGCUGUGGCUCCCGGACACCUUCAUCGUGAAUGCCAAGUCAGCCUGGUUCCAUGAUGUGACCGUGGAAAACAAGCUGAUCCGGCUGCAGCCGGACGGGGUAAUCCUGUACAGCAUCCGAAUCACCUCCACAGUAGCCUGCGACAUGGACCUCGCCAAGUACCCGAUGGAUGAGCAGGAGUGCAUGCUGGACCUGGAGAGCUACGGCUACUCUUCGGAAGACAUCGUCUACUACUGGUCGGAAAACCAGGAGCGGAUCCACGGGUUGGACAGGCUGCAGCUGGCCCAGUUCACCAUCACCAGCUACCGCUUUACCACCGAGCUGAUGAAUUUCAAAUCAGCUGGCCAGUUCCCCCGGCUCAGCCUGCACUUCCACCUGCGGCGAAACCGCGGAGUCUACAUCAUCCAGUCCUACAUGCCCUCUGUCCUCCUGGUGGCCAUGUCCUGGGUCUCUUUCUGGAUUAGCCAGGCUGCCGUGCCUGCCAGGGUGUCUUUAGGCAUCACCACCGUGCUGACGAUGACCACGCUCAUGGUCAGCGCCCGGUCCUCCCUGCCGCGGGCCUCGGCCAUCAAGGCGCUGGACGUGUACUUCUGGAUCUGCUACGUGUUCGUGUUUGCCGCCCUGGUGGAGUAUGCCUUUGCCCACUUCAAUGCGGACUACAGGAAGAAGCGGAAGGCCAAGGUCAAGGUCACGAAGCCGAGGACCGAGGUGGACGUGAGAAACGCCAUUGUCCUCUUCUCCCUCUCGGCCGCCGGGGUCACGCAGGAGCUGGCUGUUUUGCGCGGGCCGUGUCGUGUGUCCGGGAACCUCAUGGGCUCCUACAGGUCUGUGGAAGUGGAGACGGGGGAGCUGAAGAAGGGGGGCGGGGCCCGCCCCGGGGGCCUGCGUGCCAGACUCAAGCCCAUUGACGCAGACACCAUCGACAUCUACGCGCGUGCGGUGUUUCCUGCGGCCUUCGCAGCUGUCAACGUCAUCUACUGGGCGGCGUACACCAUGUGAGGGCGCCAUGCCCCCCCCUGCACCCACCCUGCUGCCAGGGCGGCUCCUGCCAGAGCGGGAGCCCUCUGGGUGUUCCAAAGCAGGGUGACAGUGACACCCCAUGGAACACGCAGAGGCCUGGGCCUCCUUCAGCUUCACCCCGGCCCCUUGGAAGACCAGCUUCUGAUUCCUACUGACUGAGAAGGCUGGCCACGGACAUGGGGCAGAGCCAGCAGACCCGGGCCCAGGGGGCAUGAGCGGCUUCCUUGGGGAGCUAUGAAUCUUCAGACUUGGAUUGAUCCUGGUUUCUAGGCCUUCUCUGGGGGGAGGGCCUGAGGGCCUCUUACUGUAGAGUAUGGAGAAGGGUAGUGCCAGGCCUCUG